AUGGUGAAGUUCGGCACGAAGGACGGGCCCAUCGAGCCGCCGCCGCCGGAGCGGGAGCUGCCGCCGGUGCAGCCCUUCCGCGUCCCGGCGCCCGUGUGGGAGGAACGAUCCAACGACACACCCGACCCUAACGCUCAAUGGCGGCCCCAACUCUUCAUACCGCAGCCGAGGUAUACUCAGGUAGUCUACUCUCCGCAGCCUCUAAACAACGCGCAACGAUUCGUCAACUCGUACAUACCAAUACGUCAACCCGUACAAGCCCAACCAAUUCAACGUCAGGACUACUUCACACCUGCUCAGGUCUUGAGUUCACAAAGUCUACCCGGCUUCGGUCUGAGAUACUUCCUUCCUACGUACAAUCCUGAUGACCAGCCUAAACAAGCUAAGCAAGAAGACGCUAAAUUGAACGCAAUAGAUGCAAAUAAUCUAAUUGACAGAAGAGACUCAUCCAACGAUCUACAAUGGCAGUUCGAAAAGGAUCUAACUAAGAGGAAUACAAGAAACACGCAAGAGGCAGCGGUUCCCUACGUCUACCAGUUCCCAGUGCACGUGUCUCGACAUCAGUAA
Cydia fagiglandana is the source of this 567-nucleotide messenger RNA. RefSeq lists its product as uncharacterized. The transcript has 3 exons. The record is from RefSeq and is a predicted model, not a curated record. NCBI's taxonomy places the organism in Eukaryota, Metazoa, Arthropoda, Insecta, Lepidoptera, Tortricidae. The coding region runs from base 1 to 567 and encodes 188 amino acids.